Molecule: messenger RNA, 515 nt
Organism: Effrenium voratum
Lineage: Eukaryota; Dinophyceae; Suessiales; Symbiodiniaceae
Source: the annotation of a GenBank genome assembly
CAAGCACGAGCGCAUCCCAGCCGCCGGCCCCCCGCGAUUUCUCGCCAUGGCCGGAAGAUCCAUCCCCAAUGGAUUGAAGAAGCAGAUGCAAAAGGCCACGGUGAAGCACACCGAUAUGUCCAACGAGAUGAAGACGGAGGUGGUGGAUAUCAUCGCAGGCAACAUCGACAAGUUCACCCUCCCCACGGGCGUGAACUUCGAGGGUGCGACACGGGCCAUCAAGGAUGCCUUGGACAAGGGCUACGGCUUCAACUGGCACUGCGCCAUGGGCAAGGGGUUCUGCUUCGAUGUGACAGCACAGAACGGCACGCUGAUGCAUUGCUAUUACCAGGGCGAGCUCGCCAUCUUGGUCUACAAGUGCUGAGGCAUGAAACUGCCGCGGUGCUUGACUCUGAGAGGCCAUGGAUUUGUGUCGCCGUCGGUCUUGAGAACCUUCAAGAGCUACACAAAGAAAGGAAGGCCGGUGGACUAGCACAGUCACAGUGCCUUGGCUCACUUCUUGCGGCUCACAUGGC